Messenger RNA from Gekko japonicus, 2514 nucleotides. RefSeq names its product interleukin 31 receptor A (gene IL31RA). Gene Ontology annotation, biological process: cytokine-mediated signaling pathway. The coding region runs from base 1 to 2514 and encodes 837 amino acids. Gene Ontology annotation, molecular function: cytokine binding; cytokine receptor activity. NCBI's taxonomy places the organism in Eukaryota, Metazoa, Chordata, Lepidosauria, Squamata, Gekkonidae. The transcript is spliced from 15 exons. The record is from RefSeq and is a predicted model, not a curated record. Gene Ontology annotation, cellular component: external side of plasma membrane; signaling receptor complex.
AUGGAGCGGAUCCGCGUCACUGGUGUAAGUGUAUUUGCAUAUGAAGAUGUGGGACAUCAUCAAGUGUUCCCGUUGUCCCCUGUGAUCGAAAGAGGUUCAACCCUGGAACUUUUUUGUAGUCUUGGCAAAAAGCUCUAUCCCUAUAAAAAUGCAAGUCAUAUAAUCUGGACACUGAAUGGGGAUAGGAUUGCAAAAGAAAACUAUAUAAUUGUCAAUGAUUCCGUCUCUGGAGUUGUUAUCCAUAAUUUCACUUAUGAAGAGGCUCAUGUGAAAUGCUAUGUUGAUUUUCCCAUCGAAAAGCAACAUCUGGCUCGCACUGAAAUUAAAUCAGGGUUUCCACCAUCAGCACCUGAAAAUAUUUCUUGCAUUGAUAAUGGGGGCAAAAAUAUUACUUGCAGUUGGACUUUUGGACGCGAUACAUACAUUGAAACAGAUUACACAAUUAUCGGAAAACAAGGCCGCGAAUGGAAAAAAAUAUUUUUAAAUAACACCUGGAAAAGCAAGAAUGGUUCAAGAUCUCAUAAUUUCCAAACUACAGUGUUUUAUCCUUCAUUUUGUAUUCAGUUGAAGCUAGAAAAUCCCUUGGGGAAAGCAGAGUCACAGUGUGUUUCCCAAAUAUCAGAGGAAAUAUUGAAGCUUGGACCAACUCCUGUGAAAGUGGGAAAAAUUCCAGGGAUGAAGAAAAUGCUAAGAGUUUCCUGGGAAAGAGAUAUGGAUAGAAACAAGUGCCGGAUUCGAUACAGAAACAUGAAACAAAAUGACUCUAAAGAAGCCUACAACUUCACAGAAAUGUAUCAGCAAAAUUAUUGUGAUCUCACCAAUCUGUGGAGUUUUACUGAAUAUGCUGUUGCCAUUCAAUGCAUUAAAGAGGGAUCAAAAUUCUGGAGUGAGUGGAGCAGAGAGCAGAUUGGAACAACAGAGGAAGAAGUUCCCUCAAAAGAAGUAGAUCUAUGGAGAGUACUUGAAAAAUGUCAGCCAACAGGAUCCCGACUGGUUCAUCUUUUCUGGAAGCAACUUAAAGAGGAUGAAUCUUUAGGAAUAAUAAAAGGUUACAGAAUAAAGUGCUUCACCCAAAGCAAUCAUUCCCUUGUGUGUGCAAGGAACACUACUGACGAGUCAGUUACUGUCUGGGUAAUGGAGCAAGCCUAUGUGAUUAGUGUUAUUGCUCAUAACGCAGCUGGAGAUUCCCCGGAGGCUGUUUUGAGAAUUCCUUCAUGUGCUGAAGAAAGCAAGGAUUAUCCAAGGGUUGUUAUGCUGAACGCUUCUGCUUUAAAUGAACAAAUGACUGUGGAAUGGCAAACAUCAGAUUCAGAUAUACACAGCUAUGUUGUAGAAUGGUACGAUGUGUUAGAGAUGAAUGCAUCUGAAAGGUCAUGGCAUUACGUAAGAGAUGCCACCAAGUGGACAUUUCAGAAAGGAGCCUUCGAACAAUAUAAAUGUUACAACAUCUCGGUGUACCCUGUGUAUAAAGAUGAAAUAAAAGCUCCAAGUUCCAUAAGGACCUACUUUAAGCAAGGGCGUCCCUCAGACGGCCCUGUUGCAGAAGUAGAGAAUGUCGAUAAAAAUGAGGCUACCAUAAAGUGGAAGGAAAUUGAAAAAGGGAAAGCAAAUGGUGAUAUUAUUAACUACACUAUAUUCUACAUAACAGAAGGUGGGAAAGAGAUAGGAAAGACGGUGAAUGCUAGUCUGCUACAAUACCGACUAAAGUCCUUGCAAGCUAAUGUCCAGUACACAGCUUAUGUUAUGGCAAGCACCAUUGCUGGUGGAACCAAGGGGAACGAUGUCACUUUCAUCACCAACCGACUUAGUCUAGUAGAAAUAGUCCUUAUAAAUGUCUUUGCUGGACUGUUAAUCCUGUGCCUGUUAAUUUUUGGGUUAUUGUGGGCCCUGAAAAAACGCAUGUUAAAAAGGAUUUUCUGGCCGAAAAUACCACAUCCUAAGUUACCUGAGAUGAACCAGGACAAUCUGGAAAAGCCAUUGAAAGAACCACAGUCUGAGGAGAACACAGUCAUCCCUGAGGUCAUCAGUAUUUUGAAAGUAGACGAAAAUGACGAGUAUCAGCUACUGAAGCUUGAGGAGUGCUUGGGACAGUCCAAGGUCACUACAGAAGAUGCUGUUUGCCAGCAUGAGGCUUCAGGCAGUGGAGAACACGAAGCUAUGAAACUUCUCUUACAGACAGCGCCCUCCCCUAGUCAACAUUUCAGGAGUCAACGACUUCCAGAUCCAAUGGUCCAACAGCCACUUUUACAAAAACCAGAAGAAAGCUCAUCUGAAGACUCUCCGAAUUCAAACUGUAAAGAUGAGGAAAAACAAGAUCAGACAAACGUGAAAGAAAAAACUGAAUUCAACUCCUAUUUAAAAAACUCUGUCUGUACAAGGGAGUUUCUGGUGUGCAAGGACUUGUCAGUCCCAAAGAAGAAAGAAAGAAAGAAAGAGACCACCCCCCCUUGUGUGUCAAGUGGCGACGGGCAACAAUAUGUGGCACUGGAUGCCAUUGUCCUGACUCAGCAUUAG